AUGGGAAUUCAUACUCUUGCCAAAUUAAUUGCUGAUCAAGCACCAGGAGCGAUUAAAGAAGGAGAAAUCAAGAACUAUUUCGGACGAAAAAUCGCCAUCGACGCUUCUAUGUCAAUCUAUCAAUUUCUGAUUGCUGUUCGACAAAAUGGUGAAACUCUCACGAAUGAAAAUGGCGAAACGACAAGUCAUUUAAUGGGCAUGUUCUACCGAACCAUUCGGAUGGUUGAGAAUGGAAUAAAACCAGUGUAUGUAUUUGAUGGUAAACCGCCGCAAAUGAAAUCGAAAGAGUUGGAGAAACGUCUCGAACGACGAACAGAAGCUGAAGCAGAAAUGUCCAAAGCUGCAGAAGCUGUAGUCAGAAAAUUUGACACACAUUCUCUUCUUCCCUGUCAGCUGGAUGGAGUCAGCGAUGAAGAAGCAUUUGAUAAAUUCGCUCGUCGAACUGUUAAAGUAACCCGUGAACAUGCUGAAGAUUGUAAACGCUUAUUAAAAUUCAUGGGUAUACCAUACGUCGAUGCACCAACUGAAGCUGAAGCUCAAUGUGCAGCGCUGGUUAAGGAAGGAAAGGUAUAUGGCGUUGGUACUGAAGAUAUGGAUGCUUUAACAUUUGGUUCUGAUGUACUUAUUCGGCAUUUGACAUUUAGCGAAGCACGAAAAAUGCCCAUUCGAGAAUAUACACUGGCCAAAGUUCUUCAAGGUUUAGGCAUUAAUUUUGAAGAGUUUAUAGAUCUAUGUAUUCUACUCGGAUGUGAUUAUUGUGAUUCAAUAAAAGGAAUUGGUCAAAAACGUGCACUUGAUCUAAUAAAGCAAUAUCGUAAUAUUGAGACAAUUCUUAAGCAUAUUGACACAAAGAAAUACGGCAUACCAGAAGACUGGGCAUUCGAUCAAGCCCGAGGGUUAUUCAAAGAGCCCAAUGUUUUAACUGGCGAUGCAGUUGAGCUGAAAUGGAAUGAACCAGAUGAGGAAGGUCUUAUAGAAUAUAUGGUCAAUCAAAAAGGAUUCCAGUAA
Messenger RNA from Adineta ricciae, 1008 nucleotides. The record is from the annotation of a GenBank genome assembly. NCBI's taxonomy places the organism in Eukaryota, Metazoa, Rotifera, Eurotatoria, Adinetida, Adinetidae.